GAAGAUGAAGCUUCAUCAAACAACGCUAAUCCAAUGCACGUGGGUCUCUGACGGCGUGAAACGGAUCUUUGCUUUGGUUUUUCGAGCUCGGAAGGGUUAGUCUGUAUCGGGUGGUGCUAAAAGACACAGUGGAUAUUAUGCGUGAUCUACCGAAGCUCCGAUUGCCGGAUGAUGUCGAGUCUGGAGGUGCGUUGCUUACGACUGACAAUCGCGUCCAACGGUCGGCAGGUUCUGAUAAGUACAGCCCAUCGGUCUUAACUCCAGAUUUGAGUAGUUCUCCUCGUUCACCAUUUCGGUUCGAUUCGAUACGAUCAUCAGGAAGAAGACCUGGUUCACCGUUUUAUCGACCCGGUUACAAGAAACUGCGGAAGCGAGCAGUUUUCAAGAAUGGAUACUGUAAUGUGAGUGCCACGAAGGCUCCCCAUCAACGGCUACGCUUUCUGCAGGACAUCUUCACCACCCUGGUUGAUGCACAGUGGCGUUGGACAUUGCUCGUGUUUGCGCUUGGAUUCGUUGGAUCGUGGAUCACAUUUGCCGGCCUGUAUUGGUUAAUUUCCUACACUCACGGAGACUUGGAGGAGCUCCAUUUGCCACCGUUUCAAGAGGACAACGGCUGGAAACCGUGCAUUACGAACAUUUACUCCUUCACAUCCUGCUUCCUGUUUUCGCUCGAAACACAACACACCAUCGGAUACGGAUCGCGUGCAAUGGAAGAGGAAUGUCCGGAAGCGGUUUUCGUUAUGACGCUUCAGUCCGUGCACGGUGUGCUGGUGCAAGCGUUUCUAGCCGGAAUCGUUUUUGCCAAAAUGACACGCUCCAAGCGACGCGCUCAGACGCUUCUGUUCUCGAAAAAUGCCGUCAUCUCACUAAGGGACGGUGAGCUGUGUCUAAUGUUUCGGAUUGGUGAUAUGCGCAAGAGUCACAUUAUCGGUGCCAACGUCCGUGCUCAGCUGAUCCGUCCGAAGGUGACGAACGAGCGGGAAGUGCUGCCACAGUACCGUACCGAGCUGGAGCUAAGCUCGGACGAUUGCUCUUCGGAUGUGUUUUUCCUGUGGCCUCAGAUCGUAGUGCACCGGAUCGAUGAAAGGUCGCCGCUGUACGGAUACUCGGCGGAAGAUGUCUUGCUUGAGCGAUUUGAAAUUGUGGUGGUGCUCGAGGGAACUGUGGAAUCGACCGGACAAACAACGCAAGCGAGGACGAGCUACGUCAAUACGGAAAUUCUUUGGGGUCAACGGUUCGAGCAGGUGUUGGUGUACAAUUCCGAUAUCGAGGGGUACGAAAUCGAUUUUUCCAAGUUCAACGAGACGGUUGUGCAGGACACGCCACGCUGUUCGGCUAAACAGCUGAAAGAGUGCUUCAAGCUACCACUGAGAGGACGAUCCUGUGAUCCUUUGGUAGGCCCGGAGCUGCGACUGUCCCACGUGGAGCUGGAAAGCGAGCGAGCCAAUCCACAUUUUCUGUUUCCCGUGUUCGAUCGUCGACGGUCUCGUUCGUCCACCGAGCUGUAAACGAUCGAUUGCAUGAGCCAAUAAACGGUUAUCCACGAGUAUAAAA
Molecule: messenger RNA, 1554 nt
Organism: Anopheles stephensi (Asian malaria mosquito)
Lineage: Eukaryota; Metazoa; Arthropoda; Insecta; Diptera; Culicidae
Product: G protein-activated inward rectifier potassium channel 3-like
Exons: 5
Coding region: 138-1508 (456 amino acids)
Biological process (GO): regulation of monoatomic ion transmembrane transport; potassium ion import across plasma membrane
Cellular component (GO): plasma membrane
Molecular function (GO): inward rectifier potassium channel activity
Source: RefSeq, a predicted model, not a curated record